Messenger RNA from Ambispora gerdemannii, 1589 nucleotides. The record is from the annotation of a GenBank genome assembly. Lineage: Eukaryota; Fungi; Glomeromycota; Glomeromycetes; Archaeosporales; Ambisporaceae.
CAACUGGAAUAAACAUUCGCGAAUAUAAUUUCACGGUAACAUAUCGCCCUGUAAAAAAAUGCGGUGACCCAAGCCGCGAUGUAAUUCACAUUAACGGAAAACAUCCGCCUCCGCCAAUCGAAGCGAACGUCGGUGAAAUUAUUCGUGUAAAUAUGAUCAAUCAUAUGCAGAAAGAUAAUAUCACUUUUCAUUUUCAUGGAAUACGACAGCGUGGAACGCCCAUGGCGGAUGGGGUGCCGUUUGUCACGCAAUAUCCGACUGAACCUAAUAAAAUGUAUACUUAUGAAUUUGUCGCGUGUCCUGAUCAAGUAGGAACUUAUUUUUAUCAUUCGCAUGUUGGUCUAACCACAAUCACUGGACACGGUGCACUCAUUAUCCACGAUAAGAUACACCCAUUCAAAUACCACGAAGAGCGCAUAAUCGUCCUCUCAGACUUUUGGAAUAAUACUGAUACUGAUGAAGCAUUAGAAGCCGGUCUUUAUGCAGGCCCAUUUAAAUUCGUUGGUCCGCCAGCUGAUUUAUUGAUCAAUGGAAGAACUGCAGAAAACAAUGAAUGUGGUCCGGAUAAAAUCAUAGUCGAGUCGAAUAAAACAUAUCGUUUGAGAAUCGUUGGCGCUACUACUCUUGAAGAUUUGGUUUUUGGUAUCGCGGGACAUAAUAUGACGAUAAUUGAAGCUGACGGAACUUAUGUGAAUCCAGUGAACACUGAGUUUCUAGAAAUCGCUCCUGGACAACGUUAUUCAGUUCUAAUUACAACUGAUCAAAUACCAAGCGACUAUCAAAUCACAGCAAAUGUUCUCUUAAGAACUGAUAAAGUAAAUCGAGUAGCAAAUGCCAUCUUAAGUUACAAAAAUCCCAAAAACAAAACGAUCCACACUCUAAAUCUCCCAGCACAAUAUACACUCCCGCAACUUAUAACACUUGACAACUACGACCAGUCAAUUCCACCUUUACCCGCGAAAUCUGAUCGCACAAUAGUAAUUCGAUCGCAACAAGUUUUACUUAGGAACGGUGGGCGACAAUGGACCGUCAACGCUGUUAGUUUUAUGGAUCCUCAAUCUGCUAUUCUUCUUGAUUUGUAUUCUGGAAAUCGACCAGUUUACACCGAUUAUUCCAAGUUGCUAGCAAAUGGUCAUAAUGUUUCUAUUGGAACUUAUCCGCUACGAUAUAAAGAAACGAUUGAUCUCGUAUUUCAAAAUACUUUUGGAGCGGAAGGUACUUGCGAUUAUCAUCCUUGGCAUCUACACGGGCAUUCGUUCUGGGAAAUUGCUCAAGGACCAGGCGAAUUUUCAUUUUCCGAUACAUCCUCUUUCACUAUACAAAAAAGUAGCCGUCGUAGAGAAAAUAGUAUACCGAUAUAUAGAGAUACUACCUUGAUUUAUCCCAGUCCAGGGACUGGUGUACCUUCACAAGGAUGUGGAUGGAAAGUGGUUCGUUUUAUUGCAGAUAAUCCAGGUGUCUGGGUUGCUCAUUGCCAUAUUGUGCCACAUAUGUUGAUGGGAAUGAUGGUGGCUUUUGAGGAAGCUACAGACUUUUUGAAUGCUACUAGUGCACCUCCAACCAAAAAACAAUUUUGCUUAGUGCAUUAA